Messenger RNA from Aspergillus glaucus CBS 516.65, 2218 nucleotides. RefSeq lists its product as uncharacterized. Gene Ontology annotation, molecular function: double-stranded DNA binding; 3'-tyrosyl-DNA phosphodiesterase activity; single-stranded DNA binding. The record is from RefSeq and is a predicted model, not a curated record. Gene Ontology annotation, biological process: single strand break repair; double-strand break repair. Gene Ontology annotation, cellular component: nucleus. The coding region runs from base 51 to 2099 and encodes 682 amino acids. The transcript has 7 exons. NCBI's taxonomy places the organism in Eukaryota, Fungi, Ascomycota, Eurotiomycetes, Eurotiales, Aspergillaceae.
UUUUUUUUUUUUUUUUAUUCCAUCCUCUGAAACAGCCACGGCCGAGCAAGAUGAGUGGCAAUGACGAUAUGGAUGAUCCAGAGCUCAUAGCAGCUAUUGCAGCUUCAUUAGAAGACUCCCAGGGCUCUGCACGCUCGCACGAUCCUACUUCUUCCAAGCAACAAGAUGUCGUCGAUCUGACUGCUGACUCAGAUGACGGGGAUGAAGUGGUAGAAGUCUACCCAAAAUCUCAGUCUGUGGUUGGAUCAGAGACUGAAGAUGGGGACGAUUAUGAUGAAGACUUGGAAAGAGCGAUACAGAUGUCCAUGCAGAGUGCACCAGAGAAGGUCGAAGAUAGUGAUGGGGAUGAAGUUGUCAAAAUGUCGACGAAGAAGGGCGACUCUCCUAAGCCAGUUUCUGUUGAGGGUGACAAGAAACCGUCUCAAGCUCAGAAGGAAGAACAGCCUACGCAAGGACAGAAGCCAUCUUCGACAGGAAUAAUGGGUCUAGAUCGAAAUAAAAUGGAGGAAGAGCGUCUUGCUCGUCUUGCGAAGAGAAAAGCAGACACUUCGCCAGAUCAGCGUGAAACAAAGCAAUCGCGAACAGAGUCUCCAAAGGGCAAGAGACCAGGCACUAAGAGUCCUCGCAAAUCGCCUACCCCCAAACCAGAACCUCGCAAGGAACCUAAGGCCAAAAGUGCCGAAACCCCAACGCCCACACCCUGCGUUCAGUUUCCUGCCGGCGCGAUCAAGAAAACGUGGAACGCCAAUGCUCGGAGGUCAGGCGACGAUAUCAAAAUCAACGAGGUAUUCCAAGCGUCAGACUUAGAGCUGGCCGUUCUGAGCUCGUUCAUGUGGGACAUGGAUUGGGUGUUUUCGAACCUUGACACGAAAAAGACGCGCUUUCUACUGAUUAUGCAGGCCAAAGAAGAGUCGACGAGACGACAGUACGAGGCUGAAACGGCUAUGAUGCCAAAUUUGCGAUUGUGCUUCCCCUCCAUGGAAGGACAGGUGAACUGCAUGCAUUCAAAGCUCAUGCUACUUUUUCAUCCUGGAUACGUUCGGAUCGUCGUUCCAACUGCGAAUCUCACAUCUUUCGAUUGGGGACACGGUGGAACAAUGGAAAACUCCGUUUUCCUCAUCGACCUUCCUAAGAAAACCAGCGGCAACGAGGACACAAAGAUGGCAUUCUACGAAGAGCUGGUAUACUUUCUCAAGGCUAGCACCCUGCACGACAAUAUCAUCACCAAGCUCGACAAUUUCGACUUUAGCCAGACGGCUAAAUACGCCUUUGUGCAUACCAUCGGCGGAGCGCAUACGGGAGAGUCCUGGCGACGAACAGGAUACUGUGGAUUAGGACGAGCCGUGAACUCGUUAGGAUUACGGACUUCUAACCCGCUGAAAAUUGACUACGUGACCUCCUCCCUCGGAUCUCUAAACGACGACUUUCUCCGAUCCAUCUACCUCGCCGCGCAAGGCGACGACGGUCUUACGGAAUACACGGCGCGAGCCACCAAAUCCAAAUCUACCCCCGACUCCAAGACCCACGAAUGGAAAGACGAUCGCCUACGGGUGUACUUCCCCUCUGAACAAACCGUGAAAGAAACAUAUGGCGGCCCCAACUCCGCCGGCACGAUCUGCUUCCAGUCGAGUUGGUUCAAUGGGCCCAAGUUUCCGAGCGGCAUACUCCGGGAUUGCGCUAGUGCGAGGAGGGGUCUUUUGAUGCAUAAUAAGAUUAUGUACGUACGACCAGACGAACCGAUAUCCCGACAGAAUAGCAACACCAGCGGCAGCACCUGUCCAGCAUGGGCAUACAUCGGAAGCGCCAAUCUAUCAGAGAGUGCCUGGGGCCGCCUCGUCCAAGACCGCACCAGCACCAUCAAAUUAAACCCCAAACCCCCAAAACUCAACUGCCGGAACUGGGAGUGCGGGGUUAUCGUUCCUGUUUCCGAGUCCGAAAAGAAACCCGAUGACGAGGUUAAAGAGGGCGGCGGGAUGUUAGAUGUCUUCCGCGGCACAGUGCCUGUUCCUAUGAGUGUUCCUGGGAAGAAGUAUGAGGGUGAUGCUCGAUUGAAGCCGUGGUAUUUUAUGGAGGGUAUGAGUUCUGGGUUUGGGUUUUGAUGUGAGGACUCAUGUACAACGUAAUAGCAUAGAUAUCCAUACGCACAUUCCAUUAGCAUGAACUUGGUAUGAGAUAAUGGCAUCCCAUUUCAAAAAGAAUUCCGAAGCGAAAACACUUA